Molecule: messenger RNA, 13859 nt
Organism: Porites lobata
Lineage: Eukaryota; Metazoa; Cnidaria; Anthozoa; Scleractinia; Poritidae
Source: the annotation of a GenBank genome assembly
GUUAAGUGUAGUUUAUCCCUCAAGCUGUUUUUUUAGCUGACACUAUGGUAACCGGUUUUCAUUAAUGCCCUUCAACCUUCUUGGCCCAGUUAACAGCUCAUCAAUGUUGUGGGUUAUGUAAAUAUUAUUCAGAUUUCGCUUUUCACUUAUAAGUGCAACCUUACAGUAAGGCCAGGAUCUGCUUGGAGUUGAGAGGCCGACAUCGGUUUUGGUGAGUACUAAGUUUAGCAAUGCGAAUCCCAUUUGUUUGGCGAGCCUGCUGUUUUUAUAACAUUUUGCACAGACUUAUAUCACAGAAUUUUAUGACCAACUUAUGAUUAGCACUUGAAUUCCGCAAAUUGGAGCCUACAGCUUAGGCAGUCUAGAAGUGCAAUAUCGUAGCUUGCAAUUAAUCCUAACAAACUGAUCGAAAUCAGGCUUUAUUUCGCGCUUAUAUAGAUCUUAUAUAGACGAAUGUGUAAAAUACUUCAUUCUAAUGCUUCGCCAAUGUACAUGGGAGGGGCAAAUUUUAACAAAACUGUGCAAGUAAACCUCACCAUUUAUUUUGUUCUUAUUAUAAACAAACAAGAACCUCUUAACCGUAGGACAACUCAAGGACAAGACAUAGUACAAAUUUUAGACCCUGGCAACGAAUGGUACAAAUCAGUCAUUUCACCAGAAAAGUAAAAGGAAAUACUAGCUUUAUUUGUAGACCAGAUUUACGGGAAAUGAUUCAGAGAAUUUGCCGUCUGAAAGUAAUGGGCUAUCGAUCUAGCUCACAUCCUUCAAAUUGUCAUCAAGACUAGACCAAAAAAAUGUGGCCGGAUUGUCGCACGCAUCACUGAACUGAGCGGAACAGCCACUGGGCAAAAGAUCUUUGCUUUUGCAGCAAUUUCGUUAGAUAGUUCGCUCAUCUUAAUAGACUAUCAAAUCAACCGCGGCGGGCGCCAAUAAAUUUUGCAACCGACAAAUAAGACUGAUAAGAUCUCUAUUCAUUCAGAUGCCGGACUGGAAUCCAAUUUUUCCACAGCAUGCAGUAUCAAUCAGUCCUUUAUAUUUGGCAUAUUUUCAUCGUUGCAUGAACUAGGAAAAGAAAACAAUGAUACAAAUUAACUUAAACAGAAGUUAUGUGCUAAGUUGCAUUGUUAUAAAACAACUUCUUUCAAAACUUGAGUAGGCAAGCAGGUGAAACAACUCCUGAAAAAUGUAGGAACCAUUCACCUUCUUGAACACGACAUUCUGGUGUUUAAAAGAAUUAACAAGAAUGACCAAGAACAGCAAACAUUCAUGUAGUGUAUAGUUAUCGUAAUUAAUCAAGGAAAAAGGAAAACAAAGGGCAGGAUUCGGUAGUGUUAUGCAAUCGGAAAACGCGUCCAGCUCGUAAGUUGCUUACAUCCCGCUUUGAUCGAUCUUGAGUCGUACUUCUUUACGAUCCUGAGAUAAGGUGUUGCCCGACAUGUCUUGAACAUUAAAAAAGCUAAUUAGAAUUUUUCUGAAAAUCAAAUAAAGCCAUGAGUUUCAGUGUUGUAAAAUUCUAAGCAGAUAUUAGAAAAUAAUGGCAUUGCUAUUACCACAUUAUCCUCAGUGAUAUGCUGGUAUGAGAAUUUUAAGACUUAGUUGGGCCUCUUUGCAGUCUGAGAUACGUGUUACAGUGUUAUUGUAAUUAAAAUCGAAUCUUGUUCUCUUUGAAUACCUCACCUUGUUAUGUUUAUUGAAUGUUUCUAAAUAAGGAGUUAUCAAGCAAUAGCCAGGCAUGAAGAACUAGUAGUUUUCUGUGUCGGUUACUGUUGUAGGUUACCAUAUAUUAAGUGUAGAACUAAAAAUUUAAUGUUCACUUCUCAAAAUUAAGGUGAUAUCCAAAUGUUAAUGCCAAAGCUGUUAUUUAAGGCUUUGAGACACUUAAUUUCAAUACGAUUGAGCCAUUUUAAAACUAAAUAUACACUGUAUGCUACUAUUAGUGCUUUUAAACAACUCAGAAUUACUUAGUAUAACACCUUAAUAAGUCUUUCUGAUGUAGUUAGAGCUUACUGGUGAUUCUGUUUUUUAAACGAAGACACGAAACAAAUUGGCCUAUUAAUUUAAUUUAAUUUCUAAGAGACAGGGAAAAGAAACUCGAUUUUGCAUAGUAAUGGCUCGACUAAAGCUGCUCGUCAGAAAAUUUCAAGGUAGGUGACUCAGUGUUGAUCUAAGGAGAAACGUAACCGACAAAGAAUGCUUCACCGCACAAUACCAAGGCUUACUGAUUGAAAUUGCCGUAUAAAUUAACUACCACUCAACCUAAAGGAGAUCAUAUGGUAAAACAAAUAUUCAGUGCUAAAUCGAAUAAAUUGACAAGAGCGUUUAGAGGUAAACAAGUGCAAAUUGGAUAUAUGGAAAAUCUACCGUUUAGGAAUUAUGUUUCCAUCCCUUUGGGUAUGAUUUGUCCAUAACAAAUAACACGCAGACAUUGAACAAUUUGAUCCCUCCGAAAGUGUUUUUUUGUAAUUUUAAAACAUAAGUUGAAGUGUAGGGCAGUAAUCCGCACACUCGUGUUGCUGGUUUUUUUUAGAAAAAUCCGUAAAUCCGCUCAUUUAAAAAUAUCCGAAUCCAAAAGGCAUGCAAUAUUUGCACGAUUCUGUAAAUGUCUUCAUUUCUCGUAAAAACCGUCCAGUUGCUAGAUGGAGCUUAAAAUGUUUUGUACAGAAAUAACUGUAAUUAAGCUGGUGAGAAUAACGACGAAUAGAAAUUGUUACUGCAGGUUGCAUGUAAAAAUGGAAUGAAGAAAACAAAAUCGUUACAUAAGUGCGCGCCAAUUGGCAAGUUUGUAAGAAUAGCCUCUUUUCUGAUUUCGACAACAAGAAUAAACAACUCAAACAUGGAAUAGCGGUUUUUUAGAAAACCCGGCUAGGACAUUAUUCAGCGUUCUCCUUCUUUGAAUUCCUUUUUGUACGCAAAUCAGUAAAUGGUUCGACUCAUUUUUGUUCUGACACACUUAAGGCUAAACUGUACGUGCUGUAUAUCAAUUGAUAACUGAAGAGUGAUCAAAAACGUUUCAGUUACACAGACGGCAUAUGUCGGUUUCUAUGAGAGCGAGGGUUUAGCGACAGUCUUUUAAUCCAUCGGGGCUUGUUCAAUGUGACCCGCCAUAGAUAGCUUCGGUUGAUUCCUUUGAUUUGCAAAGUAAAAAGAUUUAUGAUUUAUAAAGUUUGAUUCUACCGUUUUCUACACAUGUACAUGUAGAAGUAGCUAGCACAUAUAUAUCCAUAAAAGAAGGAACAAAAAAAAAGGACGAAACACCUGGAAAAAAGCUAGUUCCGUAGCUGGUCGAAAGUUUCACUCGAAAUCUGAAAUCCGAAUUGUUAUUAUUAUUGUUUUCUUAAGCUAAAUCCAAUUAUCUGGAUAUUUUCUUCCUUGGCUGAUAUAUCUAUUACAAGUACCUCGAAUAUCAACUAGGCAUUAUGACCAUGCAUUAGGCCAAUAUUUCUGGAUAUUGUCGUUCAUCGAGUUCUCCUUUGCUUUCGUCUUUAUGAUGAAAAGUCCAAAAAAUGGAACAAGGUCAAUAUUUACGCCAUCUUCACUGAACAAAUUUGGUCAAUAAAGGAUUUACUGUAAUUGGCUAAAGUAAAAAAAUCCUAAGACUGUGCGUCUUGGUUUUCUUUGUUUUCAAUGCCAAUAAAAGUUGGCCGGUUUCCUUGUUUUCUUACUUGAGGUUUCAAAAUUGCACAACUACUUAAGUCGCGUAAACCACGUCAAAGAUUGUCUCACGCGCACAGGUUUAAUUUAGAGACAGAGUGGAGAAUCUGAAGCGUACGAUAUCCAGCGCUAUCUACUUCGACAUGGUAAGGCAGCACAGGACAAGAUUGGCUUGUGAGAUGCUCUUGGCAGUGUAAAAACUCUCUCACCAAUGUUUGACAUAUUUCAGAGACAAUUCCAUCUCGUCUUGUCAGAGAGUAGACGAUGUACUAUCAUCAUCAUGCCUAUCAUAAAUAUUGUGAAGUUGUGUUAAAGAGUUCGUUAGCAGAUGACCAUUCAGGAUUUUUUAAAGAGAAAACAGGUCUUUUUCCUCAGAGGGGACACUUUCAAUUUAUUUUGAAGAAAACUUUUAACUUUAUCCUCAAUGGAAGAUAUGAUUAUUUUUUGUUUUAUUUUAUCGUAAAAGGUUAUUUUAGCCUUAAGAAUAUCCUUGGCCAUAAAUCCCGUUGUUUAAAAGUUACUUUCUUUACUUUAUUUAAUCUCACUGGUGGCCUAUAAACAACGUAUGUGUUGAGCUAUUUUUAUUAAUUAGCAUCUUAGCUUUUUGAUAACAAAGGUACGAGUCAUCAUAAUUCCCUUACCAGUGUAAGUUCCUGUAAGCAUACUCAAGACGCUUCGUUCUGCAAAACUGUUUUUUUUUUACAAAAUGCUGAUAGAAAAUUUACGGUCCAUAUAAACUAUCUUGAGUAUAAAUGCUGUUCACUCAGCCAUCUCAACAAACUUUCACGUUUAGUCUGCUGAUUCAGUUCGAGAUUUUUACUUUCUUCUUGCUCCAAAUGUUGCUUAAGUGGCCCGAGAUGCGGACUUUGACGUGUUGCGAAUGUCCUUGAUUCGUUGACUCUUAACGUACUUGAAAUAGUUUUUUUCCCCGUUGUUAAAUUGUCCUUUUGCUUCAGUUGGCGGUUUCUAUCGAUAGGACCGGUCGUUAACGGAGCAUCUUGUAACUGAUGCGGCAAUUUUGGAAGUUGAAAGGACCUUUCAUUCUGUUCUUUGUAAAUAAGUUGACUAUUUGAAUCACGUAUUUGUCUGGCAACUAGGUUCCCCUCUGAACGUGAGCGUAGGUUUACAGUAGGCGCCAAAAGAUUAUGAGUUCUUAGUCUCGGUGAACUGCUCCUAACUACCACGCUUCGUCUCAUGGGCGGAUCAGGAUAAAAGCUCUGUCUGGUCGCGUGCUCCAAUAAGAUGGUCUCUUCUACCUCGGUUGUUAUUCUUUCUGGUUUAAGUUUCAACGUUUUUCUUUGCAUUUCCCUAGCUUUUUCCCCCUGGACUUAACUUUACGACGAUAAAAAUAGGAAUAAUUUGAGCAAACCUCGAAUAAACCCUUUCGCUCCGAUAUUGAAGGACUAAAUAAACCAUGUAAUGGCAUUUUAUCCAUAUUAACAAUAUAAUCUACCUCUGUAAUUUGCGGUUUGUAAUUUUAGCUAUGUAAUAUCAUUGAAAAGGAUUGGACGUUUUCCCAAAACAACUGAUCUUGAACAAACCUUGAAGCUCCAUUGCAUUCCAAUGCAUCAGAGGCUUAAUAACAUAUCAGUUGAAAAAGACUGACAUAUACACUAGCUGUCGUUUCAGGAAAGUACAAGAUUUUGAUUUAAUUCUGUUGUGUAUGGACAUGACUUGGCACUUUUUAAUUUCUUCUAGUGAAUGAUACACAAAUGAUCAUAGAGCUUGAAUACAACACAACUGAGCUUUAACAUCUUGAGUUUAACAUUUUUUUUGAAAAAGGAUAUUAUCUAACGAACUAUAUACCAUUUGACACUUGACAGAAUACUUGAAACAGACAGCACAGAGCCCGCUAGAACAAAAAAAAAUAACGUGUAAUAACAAAUUUUAUAUUGUAAAUUUAAUGCUACGGUGGUGAUCCUGUAAAGAUCUGCUUCCUAAAAGAAUAAUGUUAAAUCAGUUGGCUUUAUUUAUUUCAUUGGCUAGUGACGUAAAAAUAUUAUUUUUGAAGCUGACUCAUUAAAAAUGAAAAAAACACAUCAAAAGAAAUCACUCCCUUAAACGGAAGUUGGAAUUCUUUUACAUGUACAUCAUGCAAUAGAGCGCUGGUUAUAAAAAAACAGUUUACCGAAUUGUUAAUCCUUCAUUUUGUUUUGUCGCUGAAACAUAUCUCAGUUCUGUGGUUAGCUUCAUUAAAUAUAGGUGCAAGCUGGACCUAGCAACGAUGUCUCAUUCUACACAGUCAAAAGUUAAUUAUACAGAAACUUGAAGACGAUGGAUUAAUAUACAGGAAUCAUCUAUUGUUACUAACAAUGACGUAUCAAGGACAGGAGAUCUAUAAAACAUAAGGAGCAGCCUUCGAACCCGGUUACUCUAUAUAAUGAGCAAUCCACGCGGGUAGGUACACUUUUGCAUGGGUUUUAGUGAUUUCAUGUAAAAGCGUAGGGAAACCUGUCGUUAAGGUAUUUCAAAGGAUAUAAACCUAAUAACGAUUAUUCACCGAUGUGCAAGUGGCUAGUAGUGGAUAUUUAACAAGCCGUGAACUGCCAAAAACUGCCAAAUCGAAUUUUGUCGCCUUCUUCGUGUUGUAGGGAACAGCUUCCUCGUUUAUUUGUGAAAUAUCUUCGUUUAGUGUUACGGUUGCAAACCACCCGAAAGCCAUUUUGCUCGUAACUUACACGAGCUUGGCGUCCCUCGGAGGUGAAAAGUAUACAACUAUCCCCUAAAGGGGAGGUGGUGGUGGAUAGACCAAGACGCGAAGCGUCGAGGUAAGUAUCUAGCACUGUACCCCUUGAGGGGUAUAGUUGUUUUAGUAUAAACCAAAUCAUUUGGAUAAAAAUGAAAAAAGUUACUUUUUGUAAAUCAAAAAUGUCACUUAGUAGGAACUUUAUUACAAUUUACAAACAUUUCGGGGAUUUUGUCAAGUGCAUUUCUACGAUUUUGUUGCAAAUUCGGCAUGAAAAUAAUUUUCUACCUACCAGUUAACACUGACAAGCCAAACAUAGUCGCUUACUUAGUAUUUGUUGGUACCGAACGACUACUUCAUUUAUCGCUCAAAUUUCGUCUGCCGAAAAUGCCUAGAAGCGAGACGCCAUCUUGGCUCCGGUCGCAAAACAGUGAAUAGCCGAGGAUAUUCCGAGUUACGGGAGCCAAUCAAAACGCGCGAAAAGUGCUAUUCACUGAUUUGGUAAAUACUAACACUGGAUAUCCCGAGACUGAGUUGCCAAUCAGAGCGCGCAAAAACACUAGAUACUUCACGAGUUGAUUGAUUUUAUAGGUUUCUUUGAUUCUAAGGCCCCUUAGUUAAAAUAUUUCCAGAAGACGUACCUUUCCGGCCUUUGCUUCCUUUAAUUAACAAGGUUUUAAAAAAGGGAAGCAAUGUACUUUUAUAAAUAUCUUACGUAAUGAUGAAUACCAUUUUGCAAUGAAAGGCAUACGAAUGAAGUACAGCAUUUCUGUUCAUUAAAUCUUUGCUGAGUACCCCCUCCACCCUCUAUUUUUCAAAUUGGGAGGAAAUUUUCUAAGUUCGAAUACAAAGGCCGUUUAUUUUUCGAGGGCUUAAUACUUUGCUCUCUAGCCUGAUUACACUAAAUACUUCCUUCCCUUCAAAUAUCCGAAGCAUGUUCCCUUAAUCGGCCUAUUUGGCCUUUAACUAUAAUGGCACACGUUAAAGUCGACAGAAAAGGGCUCAAGACGCCCUGCAUGAGUGCGAAAUAACUGAAGAAGAGAGCUCAUCUUACCAAAUGAAGUACAUUAAAUCCACUCAGCGAGUGAUUCGGAAAUGAUCUCACUAAAGACCUUGAAAGUAAUGUUCACGUUUCGUUUUCCUUCAGUCAAACGAACAAACGCCCCACAGUGAAUCUUUUCUCCUUUCAGUUUGAGCGCCAAACACUGAUCAGAUGAAAAAGAAGCACUAGACAGUGUACUAGCGACUGUAAAGAAAGAGAGAGAAAGAGAAAAAAACGACCACAAGAACAAUUAGAACAACAAAAACAGCAAUGAUCUCCAUCUAGCCUGGUUCCAGUUGAGAAUACUUCCAGAACUUGAUAUCUUUUGCCUUUGGGCACAAGAAUGUAAAAAGCUCUAGCUUUUAUUCACCGGAUCAACGGAUGAAGCCACCGGCUUGUUGAGCCUAAUAAUAGUACCACAGGAAAGUUAGCUCUUCAUUGAUCACCUUCUUCCAAAUAGCCGAAAAGCAUUUCUUAUCAGCUAAACGUAUUUGUAACAGACCGCAUUAAAGUACCAUUAAGUAGCUUUCAACUGAAUUAAAGGUCAUACCUCAAAACCUCGACGUGUGUGUUGGGAAAAAAAACUCGGGUCUGUUGGCAUUCGUGAUUUUUAUUGUUGUUAACCAAUGUGGUUAAGAGAAAUUGGUGUUUGCGGUUUCAAAAUCGAUCCGUCUGAUGCGAAAUUUACGUAUACUGUGUAUUCAUGCACCUGACAUUAUCUUAAAGCACUGGCCCGUUACGUUAAUGAAGCUGGAAGAAGUUUUAAAUUCUUGAGCCCUCAUAAGUCGGCAAGCGCUCUUUUCAGGAAGAAAAAUAUUAUUUUAAGGAAAUACAAAGAAAAUUUGCAAGAUUUUUUUUUCUUGAAAGACAGGUGUCUUGGUCUAUACUAUAUCCAGAACAAUCCGCAAGAUUUCAUUUUUGUUUGCAAUUGAUACUUGAGCAUUGUGAAAAGACUCUAUGUCGCAAUUAGUUUGACGCUACCAAAACUCCCUUUCAUGACAUAAAAUCGAUUCAAGCCUAUUAACUUUGUUUAAAGAUAUAUCUGACGGUGAGAGUACGUCCUAUCCUGCAUGGUAAUAUUUAUGCAAAACCGGUCGGAAACGGGAGCCUACAAUCUUGAGCAGUGCUGAAGUUUUUUAAUUUUCUAAGCCGUGUUUAAUUAGGAAAUGAAACGAACUGGAAAGUUCAAUUCUAUCUGUGCAAUAAAAAAAAUUCUUGCAAUUUUUGUCAAAGGCGAACAAAAGCAAGAUUAAAACUGUGUAUUGUUUUACUGGAAAACCGCGUCGAAUUAUUUUAAGAAGUAUCAUAUUUAUUACAUAAACUUUGUUGUCUAAAUUUCUUUCUUGCCAACCAAAGCAGGCAUCUAUUGGAUUUGUAUCGUUUUUUGUUCUUGUUUUUUUUAUUAGUAACUAAAAUGUCAACAGUAACAAACAUUAAAAGUCCUAACCUUAGAAACUGCUCGAUCAGUUGCAUCUGCUGUUUCUAAAUAGGGAAAGUAUUGUGUAUUUAACAAGUAACUUAUAAAUUAACAAAAUAACAAAACAACAAUAGACAGUAUUUUAGUAUACAUAGACUUUCUUAACGCUGCGGCAGAUAAUUUCACUCUUUCCUCUGUGUAUCGGAGCUAAAUCCUACUGAUUCUUUUGUGCAGUUUGUAACAGACCCCGGCGACAGGAUUAAUGGUAAGAAUAGUCUACGUUGACAAGGACAACUAGAAAUAAUUAUUACGAACUCUUCUGUAGCACAAUAGGUAAACCGGCGCGAAUACCAAUUUACAUUUUUGAGCGGUUUUGUAGUAUAAACGGAGAAAUCAUUUUCUUUAAAAUGAUUCAAAUUUAACCGUUUGGAAAGUUUUAAAAGUUCUUUUUAAACGCGUACAGCUGCACCACACAUAGUUUACAUAGCCCAAUCUGUCGGCCAAUUCGCACAAAAGCAGUCUAUACUUAUUCGCUUGGUUCCAUGUAUUUUUACAUAUGACAACAGUGAAUAUCGUUAUGUAACCCUUCUUUAUUUUCCCAAAACGAGCUUAUAAACCUCACGAGUUAAUAUACAAAACUAACGCGACUUAAAUUAAUUUUACCCGGCUGUUUUUGUUGGUGUUAAAAAAAUUUUUUUUCCGGUUUUUCGCAUGACACGCCACUCUGUUACCUCUCGUAAGAUUUAAGGAAGACGAAAUGCAGCCUAUUAACUGCCAGGGCAAUUUUUAAAGUUAAUUGAAGGCUACGUUUAGACAAAUGACGGGUGAGACUUUCUAACCUCAGCUGUAAACUGUGUCGAUCCCACGGACGCUCCAACAAUUUUAAAAUAAACGGUAUGUUUUAUCCUUUUUGAUAUAGAAGUGGAAAGGUUUGAUCGUUCAGUAUUGCUUGUCAAGCAUGGCGAUUCAAUUGUAACCGCGCAAUGGAUAGGGAUUUUUCGUAAUCCAGGACAGCUAUGUGUUUUAGAUAAGUUUUAAUGUAUUUUGUUACAAUAUAUAAAAGCUUAAAGGCAAUCAAACCGCAAAAACAAAACUAUCUAUAUCGUUUUCUUUCUUAAGUGAUUAUCGAAAAUUGUUAUUAUUUGGUUAUCAAACGAGAAGGUGAAUCAUAGAAGAAAGUUCAAAGUCAUAAAAAAAGUUGCACAGGAUUGAGCCGAGGUUCCUCAAUCCCGAAGUUAUUUUUGUCCUUAAAGAGGAUUACUAAUUCAUAUCAUUUUUGUCAUCAUUAACCACAGUCAUUUUUAAUGGAGGGAAAAGAAAAUAUUGUCUAAGUUGUAAACAUACUGUUUACCUUUGGAAUAAUCCGUAUUACUGUUCAAACCUCAGCAUGGGAGGAACACUGCAGCUUUUCUAAAUGAAUAAUCUGACAUAAUCUUUUUAUGUUUAACAUUGACUCGAUAAAAGCCCAGCAAUUAGUACUCGAAAAACCAAGUUUGGCGUUCAGUCAAUCCAAUUGUUACAUGUAAAUUAGUAGACAUACGGAUUAAAGGCGAUUGAAGAAUCUGCAGUGCUAGGAUUUCUGCACGUAGCUUCCUAUACCACAAAACCGGACCGCUAGGUGAAGAAUCAUUUUGUAUAUUUCAACUCAAAAGUUGGCUCUCUAUAUUGUAAGUUUAUAACUACAAUAGAUCCACAGACAUAAGAUAGCUUCAAAGGUUACUAGCUUCAUUGUAGUUCACACUGAGUUAGCAAUUGACACUAAGUUUUGAAGGAAAUUGGAAAUUGUCUCACCCUGGCAUUCAAGUAAAAGCUUUGUUACAGGCUUGGUAUCGUAAAUUAUCAACAAACUGUGACGUUUUUAUUAAUCUAAAGUGAGGUCAUUUGGAGGACUAUAAUCGAAUAGCAUAACGUACUAGUUUUCCUUGGUUGUACCUUGUUCAUGGUUUCAUAUACAACACAGUGUCGUGACCUUUACUGAGAUGAAAUCCGGCCGUUAACGACUGCUAGAAGAGAAAACAAAAACAUAAUUUGGCACACUAAUAGUCGAAACGUAAGUCCUAUUAAAAUAAAAAUCACAUACAUAAAUAAAAAAAAAAUAAACUUAUUAUAAGUGAUUGUUUUCAAUACUUCAUUUGCAGUGAUUUAGCAAUUUUCAAUUUUCAAUUAACAGAUCACUCUGAUUAUAACCAAGUAUACUGAAGUGAGCAUAACUGUUUCGUAGGCAUUCAAGAUGACUGACGAGGAUGCUACCAAGUAUACUAAGCUCUUCGUGGGAGGAAUCCCUUAUCAUACAGAAGAUGAAACAAUGAAGGAGUAUUUUCUGCAGUUUGAUGACAUUGUAGAGGCAGUGAUCAUACGAGAAAGAAACAGUCAGCGAUCCAAAGGAUACGGAUUUGUAAGUUAUUUUAGCUAUGAUACUCCCAGAAUAAAAUUAAACCGCAAAAACUACCUUGUCCUCACAAGAUGACCAGUAAUUUAUGCCCUGAGGAAUUUCUCACCCGGUUCUUCAAUCUUGAAACUAAUUUAAAAAUCUGACUCAUAUAACUCGGUGGAAUCCGGAGAUAUCGAAACCCAUGGCCAUGGCCUGAGACAUGAUUCUAGGCAUGCGGAAGCAAUUCAGAGGCCAAUUGUAUCCCAGAAGAGUGCUAGCUGACCUGGAAUCCAAGAUCACUUUAAACUGUGUAGUUAAGGGAUCAAACUUUAAGGAUAGAAUCAUUUCGCCUACAGAGCUCCUGGCAGCUGGCCAGAAAGAUCGAUUGAUGCACCACAAAAUUAUCAACCUUCCUUUUGAGACGAUACAGAAAAUAAAAAAAAUACUUUCUGGUGACCUUAACCAUUUGUGUCAAAUAUAAAAUUACUUUUGUUUUCAUGCGAAACAGUGUUGUGUAAAGAAGAUAUAAUCAUGACGCGUUUUUCAACUUAUUAAGCCAAAAGUAAGUCUAAAGAUAGAAACAAUGGGUAGAAGCAGAAGAAUCCACUGCGAAAGGAGGAAGUGUGGUCCAAGUGAAAGCCCAGGAAAAUGAGUUUCGGUAUUGUGAUUAUUCGUUUGGAUUUCUCCUCAACUGGUUUGAGUAUACCUUUACAUGCGAGAAACGCAAACGUCAAAAUGAUAGCAAGAAUUUGUAUUCGAAGUACUGCUUAAGACAACAGACAUGCUGCAUGUAGAUAGAUAUAAAAUAUAAAUACACAACCCUCUUUUGACACAAAUGUAACCUCUUUUUAUUUCAGGUUACCAUGGCAACAAAAGAAGGAGCUCAGAGGGCAUGUGCAAAUAAGAGGCCGGUUAUUGACGGCAGGCGAGCGAAUGUAGAUCUGGCAUAUCUUGGAGCAAAGCCUAAAAACCCAAAGGUGGCACCCCAGCAAGAUGGUGCAGUCAGUCCAAAGUCCUACAGUGUGCCCUCAUCUCCAACCGAUUCUGAACAGGAUUUCCGCUUGGAACAUGGCACGGAGUUGGUAGUAGAAGAAAAGUACCCUACACACAGUGGCUCACCUAGCUUUCCUGGAAGUUUAGCGUACGACUCUAUCCAUUCUGCAACAGCUCAUACAGUUUCAGCCCACGCAAUGAUUUCACCUUGUGGCCUGAAGACUGUCAGUGUCGGUGGCAUGCAAGCUGUUAGCCCCAGUCAGCCACCAGUGAAUACCAUGAACCACUACAAUCAGUCGUGUUCGCUAUCACGAUACGACAAAAACACUUUCAGUCAAAAAUAUUUGGCUAACCAAAAUUCUGUUGCUAUGGUGACCUACAUGCCACAGGCCGGUGCUGUGGUGGCUUUGCCAGAAAGUCUCGCUUUUCCUUCACAAUUCAACUCACCACAGUUUGCCCAGGUCCAAGUUCCUCAUCAUCCCACAAAACCCAUACCUGGUCCAGCAUACGUCUACUCUGUCCCUGUGUGGUACGUAGACCAAGGGGUGCAAACAUGUGGCCAAAUCAGCGUAGAUGCAGGGUUAAGUUAUCCUCAAACACCUUUGGUGCAAGCAGGGAUGAACGGAAAUACCAGUUGUGGUAUUCAAGCUGGAAAAUUUUACUCCACACCAAUAACUUACUAUUAGUUCUUACCUUAUACAAGCACCGCAAAAGAACAAUUUUAAGAAUUAAAUCGAAAUAGUGCACUGAAUGCCAUCAUGGGCAGUUGCUCAGCAUAGUUACCUAACUUUUGGGGACUUAAAAAUACCCAAAGUGUUAGGAAAGAGGAGAAGUACACUAUAGAACUAACUUCCACUCCAUUAUAAUGCAUUGGUUUCUUUUCUUUUGAACCAUCAAGUGAGGAGCUAAUAAGAAGUAAUUUAAAACAGGAUGAUGUAAAAAAUAUAUAUUAAAUACAUACUGAGAAAUACUCACCAAAAAGCUAUGUCGUAAAUUUUCAUACGCAAAUGAGUUCUAGCCAAAAAUGGUCUUCACACGUGAAAAAAUGAUACGUCCAAUAAGAAUUGCAAACGAUGUUUUUCUCGUGUGAGAAAAACGAUACAUGCAAUCAGAAGCCAUGGAAGUGUUUGAGUUUCGCGCCAAAAUUCCCGCCUUUUGCAGCGCCGCUUCGCAAACAUUCAAGGAGGAAAGUUUUUCUCGAAGAGUUUUUCUUGUAGAAAAGUGAAAAACAUCUCAGAAAAGUGAGUGGAAUAGUUUCGUUUGUUUCAUUGUCGAUCAAAAAAAAAAAACAGACUCUAGAGGGCCGCAAAAACAACAGCGCAAGGGAAAACUGAAACAGAACGAGACGUAAGCUUAAGUUGUACUUUUCAUUGGAAUUGUCUUCUAUUUAAUAUUCAAACCGGCCAUUUUACCUAAAUUCAUUCAAUUUCAAUUGUGGAUUCGGAGCAGACGGUUAUUAAGAUAACUUUUAAUUAUUGGAUUACCUCAUAUCCUUACCCUCGUGAUAUUUUUAACAAACAUUUCACUAAGAGGCUGAUACUUCGAUCUCGUUGUCAUUUCGCGGUGUGUCGCGGCCAAUUUUGGCAUUUUGGAAAGACUUACAAUAAAAACGUCUCAAAAUGGUGACUGUCUCAGUAUGUAUAUAAUAAACACAAGGCCAAAUAGAAACUGCUUCGUACGGGUAUUUACGCACUCGUUG